This is a messenger RNA of Varroa destructor (honeybee mite), 10494 nucleotides long. Its product is annotated as cell adhesion molecule Dscam1-like. Gene Ontology annotation, biological process: dendrite self-avoidance; axon guidance; homophilic cell-cell adhesion. The record is from RefSeq and is a predicted model, not a curated record. Gene Ontology annotation, cellular component: axon; plasma membrane. Lineage: Eukaryota; Metazoa; Arthropoda; Arachnida; Mesostigmata; Varroidae. Gene Ontology annotation, molecular function: cell-cell adhesion mediator activity.
CCCUGGCACCCCUGGUGGUGUCGAUGCCUCGCAGAACCGGAGGGUGGUGAUUGUUUCGCCAGGAUGCCACAAGAAGAAAAGAGAAACGUGUGAGAGGGACCCAAUCGUACACGCCGUCGUUUUUCGCGUGUCAUUUAAACAUGACUUCAAUAUGUACAUCGACUACUGGUGUUCCGUAGAAAGGUAAACAAUUGUCAGCAGUUUGGCCUGAUACAGCCUAUAAUUUUCGCGCUUAUAAUAUAUAUAUAGUUAAAAUAAAAAUAUAUAGCGUCAACAUAAUAUAAUGAUAAUAGCUAUGUGUGCCAAUCAGCUGUACCGUGUUUGUGUGGUGCAAGAUAUAUCCAAGUGUUCAGCCAGGUUUUGCCCGUUUGUGUGUGCGUGCAGGUGUUAUCUAAUGGGAAAGAUGUAUUAAGAAUAUAAACCGGCAAUCCUUUACCGUACGUGUACACUCCAGCCCUCGUUAGAAGCAAGUGAGGCUAGCUUAUAUCUUAAUGCAGCCUAAAUAAGCAGGCACAUAUCGGCUUGUGCUGCAUUUCCGUAUACUGUAUACCGUGAUUAUCAAAGGAAAGCAAUUAGCGUACCAAAUAAUAAUAAUGUUAGCGGAUCCUACGGUGCCGCCGUGGCUUUUCAAGGCAGAGGCGCACAAACCUCAUGUGAAUAAAUAGAGCAGCGCCGGCCGUUAGCCGCGAAAAUCUCAACACGAACAAAAAAAAAAAGGAGCACCGAUCACCCGUUGAUAGCCAUUAAGUACUACUAACAACAAUAUAAUAGGCUAAUCAUUACUGCUAUAAAUAGAUCUCGGCAGACGCAAAAAUUAGCCUUCGAAGCACUUCAUUGAUAUAUAAACAAUAUUAAUAAUAACACAUGAAUGUUUAUAGACCGCCACGAUCGGUGUCACAUGUCCGAAGAGAAUGCUGUUUGUCGACUUCAGCUGUGUUGCGAUUGUGAGCUGCCCUGGAACAAACAGAGUACGCGGUCGCCACAAUCUGCAUCCGUUAAUAGCGACGUCAGCAGGAGCACGAUACGGUGCGGCGACGGCGUUCUCCUGUGAUACUCACAACAUUGGUCACCGUAAGAGCAAGGUGCUGCCUGCACAGACCGCAAAAACGCAGAAAAUCAAUGCAGCAGCUACCCUGAAACGAGGCCCGACGAAUAGGUUGCUCAAAUAUCUCACAGCUGGUGCUAAAAUUCAUCUUCAGCAUUGCAAACGCACUAGUGACAACGACGCGACCGUGGACGUAACUGCCGAAAAGGUAUUGGAAGUUCGAAAAACUAAAAUUAAUGACGCCAGUGGUGAUAACAGUCGGCGAUCACUAGCUUCAUAUCUUGCGUUCCUUGGAUAUCGUCUUUGUCCGUUGUAUACUGCAAACAGAACAGUCCAAUGACUAUCUAAAUAGAUCCCGAUAACAACAACAACAACGUAUAAUGAUGCCACGUAGAUUGACGAUUUGAUGCAUAAACAAGUCAACUCAAUAAAACGAUGCUCCUAUACAAUAUGUCACUUAAUUAUCAAGCGGAAUAACAUUCGAGACAAAGAUGGACGACCUGAAGGCAUUCCUGAAAAUGAAUAAUGGCGUCUAAAAUAGGCAGACCAGCUUCUCACCGAGCUGUGCUACCUUUACUGGCGCUGCGGUGAAAUGCAGCGCUCCAAUUGGUUCGACACUGGACCGCGGAUGUUGGCACCGAAAGCAAACCUACUAAAAUCUGCCCUUGAAGGCGAGGAACGAGCGUGUUGUGCAAAGGUGGCGUAAGGUUGAUGAGAAAUUUCUGUUAGUUAUUGUAGUGUUGUACCUAGUUUGUGCAUGUGUAAGUGAAGCCAGAAGGGAAGUUGUGUGAGAAACGUAUGAACGUUGUAUAAGUUAAAUGCUAUAGGUGUUGUGGAGGGAUUCGCUUCGUAUCGUCGUCUUUUGUUCUCUGUUCUAAGAACAACUGCUGCCUGAACUCCAAGAAAGACAAGAUGACAAACUUAUUGCUCUUCGCAUCCUCACUGCUAUACAUAGGUGGCAGGGGUGGUCAGGGAGCUGGCGUAGGUGUCAGUUUCGACGGUGCAGUGGGUGCUUUCGGGAGCUGGUUGUUGUUACUCACAAUUGGCAGCUUUACGGAGGCAAGCAAGUAUCAGGCUCCGUCAUUUCAUGAGGAACCUCCAUCCCGGGUUCGUUUCCUCAACAGCAGCGGAGUUGUGAUCCCCUGCGCCGUACAGGGUCAGCCCCCGCCACGAAUAACCUGGAUACAUCGCGAUGGCAGCGAGGCCCCCACCGUGCCUAAUCUCCGCCACGUGCGCUCUGACGGCGCUCUCGUGCUCGAACCGUUUGCGGCACAGGACUUCCGGAGUGACGUGCACGACACAGCGUAUCGGUGCUCCGGACAGAAUUUAGCUGGGGCCGUGCUUAGCAGGGACGUCAAAGUCACCGCAGUGAUAAAGCGGACAUUUACGGCGAAGGUAUUCGAACGAACGAUAAUCCGGGGUAAUACAGGUGUCCUGCGAUGUCAUAUCAGCGACGUAGACAGAGCGUACAUUCAAGUCAAGACGUGGCUUGUUAACUCAUUUCGAUUAAACGCUGGUUCAAUAGGAGUGCGCGGAAAAUAUAGCGUAUUGUCAAAUGGAGGUGACCUCCAUAUACGGAAUGUGGAUUCAACGGAUGCUGCAGCAACAUAUGAAUGUAUGGCACAGCAUUUGCUCACACAGGAAACGGCCAUUAGCAUCGCUGGCAAGAAAAUCAUAGUUCGAGAAGCCGUGUCAAAAGCCCCUCUCAUCACGGAUUCGCACCGUCACGUCCGGACAAAACGUGGCGCCACCGUAGAGCUGCCUUGCAUUGCCCAGGCUGUUCCUCCUCCAAGCUACCAGUGGUUCCGCCGGCUCAAAAGGCAGAGCGUGCCGGUUCCCGUCGUGCCGAGUGGUCGCGUAUCACAGUACGACGGCACUUUGUACAUACACCAGGCGAGCACAAAUGACGCCGGCACGUACCUAUGCCAAACCAACAACUCGAUGGGAAUGGAAACCACUGAAACGGAGCUCAUUGUGACGGAUGCAUUACACGCAGUGAUUACGCCACGAGUCUAUCGAGCAGAUUUGGGCGGUAACGUCUUACUGAACUGCACCGUUCGAGGAACCCCCGUGCAUCGGGUCGAGUGGUUACACAACCAGCGUCCAGUGCAUUCGCAAUACGCUGGCAGCAGCUCGGGCACAACUGCGGGCAUGGGGGCUGGAGGUUCUGGCCUCCACGACCCCAGCGGAGUUUCGUUCAUCUACUCAAUUUCGAAUGCCCGUCAGGAACACAAAGGCGUUUACCAAUGCUUUGCCUACAAUGAUGAUGAAAGUACUCAGGCGUCCGCCAUACUCGACAUUACAGACGAACCCCCCGUAUUGAUCGAGACCUUUGAAGAGAUCACGACUAGUCCAGGCCCUUCGGUGUCGCUCAAAUGCAUAGCUUCUGGACGACCCCUGCCGCAGGUCACAUGGACCCUGGAUGGGGUCGCUGUUCCUGAAGAUGCUCGCUACCGGAUUGGCGAUUACGUCACACGCGAUUCGUACGUCGUGAGUUUCGUGAACAUUUCUUCAGUACGGGCUCAGGACGGCGGGAUGUAUCAAUGCACGGCUCGAAGUGACGCCGGCGAGGCGGAACACGGGCAGCGUCUUAACGUCCACGGGCCCCCGUUCGUACGUGAAAUGAAAAAUGUCUCGGUGUUAGCCGCGGAAACGAUGACGCUCAUCUGUCCUGCCGGAGGCUGGCCGAUUGACUCGAUCACCUGGGAAAAAGAGAACAUACGGCUUCCGUACAACCAUCGGCAGAAGGUCUUCACUAAUGGGACACUACUGGUGCAUGACGUUGAGAGGGCGACAGAUGAGGGUCGGUACACCUGCACAGCGAAGAACUCACAAGGGCAGUGGCAAUCGAACGGCGUUUUUAUUCGGGUCCUGGUCAAGCCGGUGCUAGUACCAUUUAGCUUUCCCCAGAGCCUUCAUCAAGGGCAGCGAUUCAAUGUGCUCUGUACCGUAUCCAAAGGCGAUUCACCCAUUCACAUUCGAUGGUACAAGGACGAACAGCGAUUGAGUGCAACGGAAGGUGUUUCAAUUCUCAAUGUCACCGAGUUCUCGUCAACGUUGAUCUUCAACGAGCUCCAGCCUCAUCAUAAAGGCAAUUACACUUGUGAGGCACGAAAUGAUGCCGGAGUCGUACGUUUCACUGAGCAGAUGGUCAUACACGUCCCUCCAAGCUGGCGGGUGGAACCCCACGAUACUCCAGUGGUUAAAGGCACCACAGCUUUUCUCGAUUGUCAGGCAGACGGGUUUCCUCAACCGAAGAUUCGUUGGACGAGGGCACAAGGAGACGAUCCGGCCGGGGACUACAAGGCUAUACAAAGUUCUUCACAUUCGCACGUAUAUGAAAACGGAACACUAAUUAUUCAGGGGGCAAAAUCAAGCGAUGCGGGCUCUUACCUCUGCCAGGCAGCUAACGGAGUUAGUCCGGUGCUCAGCAAGGUCGUGCGUCUGUCGGUGCACACUGCUGCUCAUUUCCGGUGGAAGUUCCGUGGGGAGACCGCCCAGAAGGGCCAGCCAGUUCGGCUAAAGUGCGAAGCGUUCGGGGAUGCUCCACUCGUCGUUACCUGGACCAAGGACAAGCAACCGUUUGAUCCGCGCAACAAUCCUAGAUGCACUGCAAAUGAGACUCAUGCCGAGCAUAGCGUCGUCUCCGAGAUUAUCAUCACAGACACGGAUCGUCGGGACUCUGCUCUGUUUUCAUGCAUUGCCCGCAACGCGUACGGAUCUGAUGAUACAAAUAUCCAACUCAUUCUACAAGAGCCCCCGGAUCCACCUCAGGAUGUUAAGGCACUGGACAUCAAAGAACGGAAGAUUCGAAUUAGCUGGAUGGCUCCCUAUAGUGGGAACAGUCCCAUUGUCAAGUAUAUUGUGCAGUACCGUAACCACGAAGAGAAUUGGCACUCGCGCAAAAAUAAGAACGUCUCCGUAUCGGGUUCAGAUACUGAGGCCGAGUUGGUUUCUCUGUUGCCUGCUACCAUGUAUGUAGUUCGCGUUUUAGCCAUAAACCAGAUUGGCUCAAGCGAGCCUGGCAGUGACACCCACAUCAAAACUCAUAACGAAGCGCCAGAGGGGCCACCGCUGAACGUCCGAUUAGAACCCGUUGGUCCGCACUCUGUUCGAGUUUCAUGGAAGCCACCUCGCAAAGAGCUUCAACACGGGGACUUGCGAGGGUACUACGUUGGCUUUAAAACUCGCAACUCAUUUGAAGAAUUCGCUUAUCAAACAGUCGAGUUGAAAGAUGAUCAAGAAAACGAAUUGAGCCUAAGCGGAAUCGAGGAGGCUGAGGGAGGCUCUGAUAUCGGGAUCUACUUUGUUAACGGACUACGGCGGAACACUGAAUACACAAUAGUAGUUCAAGCGUUUAACGACAAAGGUUCAGGGCCCGCUUCGCCAGAGAUGCACGUCCGAACCCUCGAGCAUGAUGUUCCGGAAUCGCCAGAUUUCAGUGUUAAGGCCACAACUAAGGGAAGCCUUACAUUAUCGUGGCCACCUGUCCCCCAAAGUACGAAUUUUGGUUAUAUUGUCUAUUAUCGGAAGCAAAAAUCUGGCGAAUGGCAGAAAUCGCUGGUUCCGAAGAACGCUCUAAGUCACACGAUUACCGGACUUGAUUGCGGUCAAAAGUAUUUUCUCUACAUGAGGGCCGAGAACUCACCAGUCCGCGGCGAACCAAAGAAUCUUGUAUCAACAUCAACCAGCGGAGUCGCCCCGACUGCACCGGAAAAGCAACAAUUGUUAUCGGACGCUAAUGAUACGGCAGUUGCACUAAAUUUGGCGAGCUGGCGUGAGGGCGGCUGUGUAAUUGAGUCAUUUCACGUUGCCUACAAGCUGGCCACCAGUCUUGAAUGGAUCAAUGUGCCUAGAGAGGAUUUACCCCCCCUACCGUUGGCCUUGUUGCCGCAGCAGUCGAGUAGCCAUACGGGUGGUACAGUCUCGAAAACCUCCAGUACAAGCAGUGCAACGAGCGUCAUCGUCGGCAAUCUCUUACCAUCGAUGCCCUACUUACUUCUAGUUCGCGCAACAAACAGCGCCGGCACUACCGAGGCGCAAUACGACUUCGUGACCUCGCGGCAAGCAAGAGACAACCCCCUGUCUUCAACGGUGGGAGCGCGACGAUCACCACUGUUGCAGUUGGAGGUCAUAAUUCCUGUAGCUGCGUCUGUGCUAGUCGUGGCGCUCGUUAUCGGUGCCAUCUGCUUUGUAAUCAAGAAUAAUCGCGACAAUAUGCACCCGUAUGACGAGAGUUGUGGUUCAGGGUUUGGCGUGUUGCGUAAAAACCAGACGGUAGUUGGAGGAGUCGGCGUGGGUGUUGGUGAGUGCGUUCAUCUAGCCGAAAUGGACGGCUGCAAUAAGAUGGAGCUUCCCGGCAGUCAGCUGCUCAAGAAAACCAGCGAGGGGUACUACGCCACUCCAUACGCUACCACCCGACUCGCGGGUCUCAACCUCACUAGCGGGGUUCAUAACGCCAUGGUGUCACAGCAUCCCGGCCAUCCUGGCCAUAUUAGUCACCCGGCCGGAAUCGGCGUUCAAGUACAACCAAUGUGCGGUGGCGAGCAGAGGAAAUUUCCCGUGCCUAUUGGUUCGUCACCAGACUGCUUCAAACAGAUCGUCUCUGAAGAAGAAUCGUCGUACGCCACAGUAAAGCGCACCCCUAGACAAAUGCGGCAGUCGUCCGAAUUUAAUAUCUACAAUUAUCCAGCCGGGACAGCAGGCACAGUUAUGGGAAGUCCGGACGAAAUGUCCGAUCUCGAUUCGAGCACGAUAGGCCAAUGGGAGGGUGGCCAAGGAUGUGGGGUGAACAACAAGUUCCGCGCGAUUCAGGGACUCGAGCAUAUGGUUAACCAUCACGGACAUCCAUAUUGAGUAACCGUGCUAGCAAUUCGAAUACAUCGGCUUAGAAACCUUGUGACGUCGGACGCCCAUUGUCGUGUUCAAACUAUCCUGUGCCAAUACCCCCGCACUCUAAUUGCUAUUAAGCCAAUACUGUGCCGCCCUUGAGACGCUACACCUUUGCAGGGAUUUCGCUAUCUCAGAAUGAAGCUUUACUUCGCGAAGUUCCAUGUAAAUACUUCCGUCAAGAGUAGAAUAGGGUAUACGAAUACAUACAUACAUAUGUAUGUAUGUAUGUAUAUAUAAAGCUACUUCUUCUGACGAUUACCAAUGAACUAAGUUAGGUAACUAAUCAAACAUCGACACAAAGGACGACCUUGAUGUAUGUUCGCUACCUGUCAUUCGUACGGGCCGACUACCGAAUUCGGCCGUAAAUUUAGAUACGUAAACAGAGAGAAGCCUGUUGGAAGGCGGCAGAUGAUUAGAGAUUUGUACGUAACAAAGCAGGCCCGAAAAAAUGCAUAACUCCGGUAGAGAGAGUAAUGAUUAAGCAUAUUAGAGAUUGCGGCAAAAAGCUAUGGGAAGCGACAAAGUGUACUGUUGUACUACACGGUUCUAAAAUUAGAAACAAACGUUAAAUAAACAACAAGUGUAUUAGUAAAAGUUCUCAUGAUUUUGAAGACGAAACUGGAAUAAGGAGAUGAAUAAGACGGACGACAAUUCCGAACGAACUCAUUCCCUCACUCAAUCUGUACAUAGUCUCUGUGCAUACAUCGAAAACAACAAUAGCUUGAAAAUAGUAACAAUAAUUAUUAUAAUAAUGCAAAAAAUGCAUGUUAAUAUUGCAUAGAUAUCGAAGUUGUGUUUCAUAGACAGUUGAGUCAUACUGGCUUGUUGUAUACAUCAUUUUCUUGAGACCAUACGAUAAGUGCGGGGCUGAUCGUCGAGCGUGUCUUCGUAGCUAAUAAAAGCUUUUAAACAACUGGUAGAGUACGAACGAUUUAGCCGAAUUAUACUGUAUGUUUCGGAUUUCCUAUUCCGAUUCGCGUUUACCUAAGUUAAUGUCUACUGUUAUUUCAAGUUUUUUUUUUUUUUUUUUUUUGCUUCGCUAAUCCCGAGCUGAACGUCAAUUUAAACUUUCGAAUUUUAACGGUUGACCCACCUCGGCGUACCAGAAACUUUUGCGUACGAAUGUAACCCAAAUGCUAACGAGUCACAGGCUAUUCGGGAGUCUAAAUACUGAUCAAACAAAAAGUGUCGAUAUAGGUGACUUGCGCAGGAAAGUCGGUAGGAUUAACACGUAGAUGUGUCGAAUCGUGAAUUUAAAGAAAUCCAUCAACUUUGUGUAUAGACCGAAAGAGUGUCGUUUUCACUCACUUCUGGGAUCGACCCGCAGAAAGAAAAGCCCACGGAGGGUCAUGCACGGUGCGCCCUUGGGUCAAACAGUUACGCUAAAUGCCGGACCUGGGUGAAUUCCGUUUUUCAAAAAUAGUUUGGUGAACAAAUCGUCGAGUUAAAAGGCCAUAAAUAAUCGCUCCUAAACCAAAGGCCGUUUUGUAGUUGUUAUAAUAAUAAAGUUGCUUUGAUUCUUUUUCUCCUUCUCUAACAGAUGCUAUGGGCUUAAAUUACUUCGAACAUUUAACUGAAGCAGUUAGGGAGGCAUAAUGAGUACCUUGUUCUUCGUAUCUUUCAACAUGCGACUAGCUCCACAGGAAGAGCGCUAAGAAUAAUAUAACGUGGCUUAGUGAUAAUCGUCAUGAACCGCGCUAACGGCAGAUGAAUCAUUGGAUUAUCUAGAGGAUUUCCUUCGGUGACUGACUGCUUCUACUAAUCUUUCUUUAAGGAUCUGGCACUGGAUACAAUUUUAGAUUCGCGUCUUCACUUGCCUUUAAACAACCUGAGGUUGCCAUUUACACUAGUCAGUUUCCCUUUGCAUAUAUCACCUGUAUUCAUUGUCUUUAAGGCCCUGUCAUUGUUUCUGCACAAAUCCAUGCUAGUUAGGUCCUAACCUUGCGGACCUUAGGUGCUUCAUGGAUGUACUACGCCUCCUACCUGCCUCUCUUAUCUACCUGACGCAUAAUUGCGUUGUUCCAUUCGUACUAGUAUUGUGGUGCUUGGCAAACGGGGUAGUUGUAAUAGAAUGAAGGACUGAAACGAAGGCGUGCACUACAUUAAGAGGUCUGCUAGAUAGAAGAGAUCAAUUGAGAGGCUGGGUUACGGCCCGCGUCAGGCCCCUAACCUGAGAAUGUAACCCAAACAGCAAAUACAUAUCCGAGCCGAGAGGUGUUGAUUGAUUCUAGGUCGCACUUGGAAAAGUCGACGGUUCCUACGAAUACGGCGCUGCCGUCAAUGGUUGAUUCACCAUAAUGGAGUGAGUAUCAUACACACACACAUAUAUAUAUAUAUAGAACAUCGUAACAAAGCCUGACACAACGGCAACAAGUAAGAUCAGCAAGAGGUUAAGCAAACAUCGGUAAAUAAAGGUGCGGUUCGUGUAAACGGUAAAUGAGAAUUAAUGGAAAGGCUGGUGGAAAUAACUUUAACGACGAGAAUGGCUACGUUAGGAGCUGUUUACAGAUAAUAUACACAUAAAUAGUUAGAUAAAGGAACAAGAACGCCGAUGCUAAGAUAUAUAUAAAAAGCAAUGAAUGCCUAUUAAAAAAACGGACCGAGUGGCCAACUAACUUUGAAAAAACUAUGAGAAAAAUGUAAUAUUAUUCAUAAAAAAUGUUAAGUAAAAAAAAUGUACAAUGACGAACAUGAUACAGUGAUGAUGAUUUUGCUGAAUGGGACAAUGCCGGAAAUGAGAGAGAACGAACCGAAGGGUCAACAAUUCCUAGUCAGUUACAUUGGUCGAUUAAUAGGGGGGUGUCGCUGUUCUAAUACUAUAUACAUACAAAUUAUAGUAAUAAUAACAAUGAUAGCAACAACAAUAUGCUUGAUGAGUAAGUAUAGUGCAUAAAAAGCUGAAAGCUAAUGUCUGUUACGAAUGUUGGUGAUAUUUUUAAUUUGACAAAAAAUGAUGUUGUGUAAAUGUGAUUUAAUAAAUAACACAAACGGUGCGUUAUGUGUAAUACAUGCAUGAGCGUAGCACACAUUGCACAGGGACGGGGGAAAAAGAGAGAGAGUUAGGCAAGUAAAAAACUGACUAAAGAUAAACUUGACCGAAUGAGACGAUUCGUAUAAAAAGGUGGGCCACGAAGUUAAGCGUAAAGGCCCGAAUCGGACUGACUUCAUGGCGGUGAAGGGCCGUUGGAUGUUGGUGCAUAUAAUGCCGACUGGCAAAUAUAGAUAAAGCGCAGUUGCAUUGAAAUCGAGCUAAAGAAGGGAAAUACACAAGCUACAUUAAAAAGUGAAAAGGAAAAUCGGUACGCUCAAAAGAUAACGAAAAGUAAUCGAUGUUAACAGUGUCUAAACACGACCUGAGGUCGGAGCAGAAAUACUGAGCUCGAUUGAAGGCGCAGCUAUGCGGGUACACGCCGGGGUAAUGUGCGGGGGAAAACAAUAAAAAAAAAUAGAGACAAAAACGUUCGAUGUCUAAAGGACUGCUAGACAGGAAAGGGGUGCCUGGAAGAAACCUCCAAGAAAUGGGGGCAAAGCUGUAUGAAGCAAAACUACAAAGAGGA